This is a messenger RNA of Pogoniulus pusillus (Red-fronted tinkerbird), 1472 nucleotides long. It is a transcript of the gene LAPTM5, whose product is annotated as lysosomal protein transmembrane 5. The transcript has 8 exons. Gene Ontology annotation, cellular component: lysosomal membrane. The record is from RefSeq and is a predicted model, not a curated record. The coding region runs from base 36 to 812 and encodes 258 amino acids. NCBI's taxonomy places the organism in Eukaryota, Metazoa, Chordata, Aves, Piciformes, Lybiidae.
CUCAUUAGCUGCAGGCAGUGCAGAGGGAUCAGAAAAUGACUGCCCAAGACACCACUCAGCCCCCCAAAUGUUGCUUCUUCAACAUCAAGACAGCAACAGUUGCUUUAGGGAUCUUCCACAUGGUGAUGAGCGUCCUGCUGCUGAUUGAGUACUCCCUGGAGGUGGCAGGUGGGAAAGGCUUUUGCAAUGACCUGGACAAGGAUUACUACAGGAUUGCUGAUAUCAUCACCAGUUUCCUGUUGAUCAUCCUGCUCUUUGCCAUCAGCUUCAACCUCCUCCUUGGUGUGGUGAAGAAGAGGGAACGUCUCCUCAUCCCUUUCCUUGCUCUACAAGUCAUGGACUUCCUCCUCAGCCUCCUCACUAUGUUCAGCUCCUACAUACAAGUCCCAGCAAUCAUUUCUGUGUCCUCCCUUAGCCACAUGCAGGGACACUCGAAGAUCCCAUUCCUGGCUCUGCAGCUGCUGGACUUCUGCCUCAGUAUUCUCACCCUGUGCAGCUCUUGUGUGGAGGUCCCAACCUACUUCAGUCUCAAGUCUUCAGACAAUGUGAGCAUUUUGCCAACCCUGGAGAAGUUACCCACAGAAGAAUACACCAAAGUGAUGGUCACCUUCACCAUUGCCUUCAUUGCUGUCCUCUUCCUGAAGGCCUAUAUGUUCAAAUGUGUUCUCAGCUGUUUUAAGUACAUCAAAACCAGCAAGAGAGAGGAGGUGAAAGCUGACCCACAAGCAGCUGAAAAGGCUGUGCUGCCAUCAUAUGAGGAAGCCUUGGAGUUGCCUUCCAAAGAGUCCCCACCACCCUAUGUAACAGUCUAAGCUCCCCUCUUGGAGAGAAGAAGCCAUCUGCAUUGCUGCUGGUGCCUCUUCUGCCAGAUAGCCAGUCCUUACCUUACAGCAGUAUUUCAAUCCAGCUCAGCUUAUGAGCCUACAAAGAGUGGUGGUGAACCACAGGAGUUGUUGCUUUGCUCUACACUGGCACUUUUGACUUGGUGCUACCAAGCUGCAGUGCUGAUUUUAACCAGCCUGGCACCAGGCACCGCUGAGGUUCCCAUCGCUGGCUGAUGCGAAGUGCAGGCACUGCCCUGACUCCCUUCUCAGGCUUAGCUUUCUGCCAGCAAGAUGCUGCUUCUCACCUGCCUCACAUCUAACUCACCAGCUGAGAGAUUCAGGAAGUGGACUGUGGGGAGAAGGGGCAAGAACCUUUCUGCUGAGACAACCCAAGGCUGAAGCUGUGCCAAGCAGCACCUUUAACCGUGAGCCUGCAGGAAAGGCAUCAGCAGAAGGGUGAGGAUUUCAGAUGGCUGCGGUGCAGACCUCAUCCUGUCUGCUUCUGAUGGUGAUUGGUAGUGUGUACAGCGUGCUGGAACUGUCACAGCAUUGCUCUGCCAUGGCAUACCUGAGUAUCUGUACUUUGGGGUUUGUGCUUUUAGUGUGACCUGAAAGAGGAGUUUCAAUUAAAACACACAAACAUGUUAA